AUGGCAUCUCGUGGACAGCUAUGCGUCGGUGCGGGAAGGGAGGGAUCGAAUGUGCGGGUCAAUUUGCGAGGAGCAUCUGAAGGACCAAUCAAGACAGAUCCCCUGGAUGUUGAGGAGGCCUGGGUGGAAGUUGACAAUGUGGUAUGCGAUGAUGACGACGAAGACGAUUGUGAGGAAGUCUGUGACAAGAACGAACUGCCUCGAAAAAUAUGCGUCACUGUUCCAUGUACCCGCCCACACUACGUCAGUGUCAGCAGUGAUCUCUUACUUCACCGUCCCUGGCUGUUGUGGGCUGGUCUGGAAGUGGCCAUGAAGGAAGUUGAACUUUGGACUACAGCCCUCGAAGCUGUAGGGGCCAACCCUGGUUCCGAUGAUGUUAAAGGAGAAUCGUCAAUAGCCCCGACGGUAUUGUUGGCCCAGGACCAAGAGUCGGAGGAGCAGGAAGAGGAAAUGUCAGUGGUAAAGUUUCCUGGGAAUCUGGCACUGACCCUAGGGCAGGUACAGGGACAGGUGCAGGGGCUGGUACCGGUACGGGUUCCCCAGAAGGGACAGCUGGAACCGCCGGCAGGCCUGGUAUCCCUGGAGCUGCCGGAAUCCCUGGUAGGGCUCCUACUCCCACGACUUCUGGGACACUGGGGGCUCCUGGAAUCCCUGGUGCCCCUGGCAUGGGCACCGGUACCAGCACUGGUAACGGUGGCGGAUGGGUUCCACAGCUUGACCAGCAAGCCCAGCUCCACCUUUCACAAUACCACCAGCAGCAUUGGCUGCGCCGCCAACAAUACCUCCAGCAGCGUUCGCCGCACCGCCAACAGUAUUGCCCACCGCAUCAAAUGGGUUUGGUACGCUGAGACCACCAUGCGACACCUUCCCGCUGGGCUGAACCGGCUAACUGGCGGAACGACGGGCACAGGAUAA
This is a messenger RNA of Fonsecaea monophora, 915 nucleotides long. RefSeq lists its product as hypothetical. The transcript has 3 exons. The coding region runs from base 1 to 915 and encodes 304 amino acids. The record is from RefSeq and is a predicted model, not a curated record. NCBI's taxonomy places the organism in Eukaryota, Fungi, Ascomycota, Eurotiomycetes, Chaetothyriales, Herpotrichiellaceae.